Messenger RNA from Emiliania huxleyi CCMP1516, 876 nucleotides. RefSeq lists its product as hypothetical. Bases 20 to 649 code for a protein of 209 amino acids. The transcript has 4 exons. Lineage: Eukaryota; Haptophyta; Isochrysidales; Noelaerhabdaceae. The record is from RefSeq and is a predicted model, not a curated record.
CGCCACCAACAUCUGAGAUAUGACGAGGCUCUUGCUGCUGCUGUGCGCCUGCCUCGCAGCGAUCUGCGAGGCGGCGCUGCUCGCGCCGCCGGCAUUCUCCUCGCGCCAAAGCCUCGCGGGGCGCGCGCCCAGCACGCGUGCGUCGCUCGUCGAGCGGUUGAGAGGCGGCGCUGCAGACGAGGACGAGGACGAGGACGAGGAUGGGGACGAGCUGGACGAGGAGCUGGAGGGCGGCGGCGAGGAGGUGGCGGUGGACGACGACGGGCCGAGUCUCGCCAACCCUUUCCUGGGCGGCGGCGGCGGCGCCGGAGGGCUGGGCGGCCUGUCGGAGAUCACCAAGUCGCUGCAGGACCCGGCCACCCUGCAGAAGGCUCUCAAGGAGCUGCAGGACCCAGCCACCCAGGAGCGGUUCAAGCAGAUGAUGGAGGACCCGGCCUUCCUCGAGUCGAUGAAGGCCUACGCCGAGCAACUCACCAAGGACCCCAUGUUUGAUCAGCUCAAGGAGCAAGCCGAAAAGAUGAUGUCGGACCCGGCCUUCAUGGAGGAGAUGCAAAAGGCGAUGGCGGACCCGAGUCUGAUGGGUGCGCUCGCCGGCAUGGGCGGGGCGCCGGGUGGCGCCGGAUCGGACGAGGAGGACGGCGAUGAGUGAGGGCGCCGGCACCAAACCCGGGCCACCGCCGCUCGUGCGCGUCGGGCGGGGAGAGAGGAACAGGGUUGGGCGGUAUCUGCGUUUGAGGAGAGAGAGGGGCCGCGCCGCCCCCGCCGCGCCCGCCCAGUACGGAACUCAGUCGCACAUCGAGGCCAAAAGUUAACGUUUCCCGCACACCGGUCUCCGGCGCGCACUCCGGUGAGCGCGGUCACCGUGUGUGCGCAACC